Prionailurus viverrinus (fishing cat) is the source of this 2551-nucleotide messenger RNA. It is a transcript of the gene FPGS, whose product is annotated as folylpolyglutamate synthase. Gene Ontology annotation, molecular function: ATP binding; tetrahydrofolylpolyglutamate synthase activity. The coding region runs from base 361 to 2070 and encodes 569 amino acids. Gene Ontology annotation, biological process: tetrahydrofolylpolyglutamate biosynthetic process. The transcript has 15 exons. Lineage: Eukaryota; Metazoa; Chordata; Mammalia; Carnivora; Felidae. Gene Ontology annotation, cellular component: cytosol; cytoplasm; mitochondrion. The record is from RefSeq and is a predicted model, not a curated record.
ACAUGGACCAGGAAGCUGGGCCUGGUCCGCGGGUUCUGGGAAUUCUGAGGCUGAAGUGUCCCCGCCUUAGAGAAUGGGAAAGGGCUCCCACUGAUAGGGGAAAGAGGUCCAUUGUCUCCGGAGACCCAACUAGCAGGUGGGCGGUGGGAGGAGAAAGAGUCCUAGGAGUUCAGACUUGAGAGAUCUAGGAGUUUAUUUAUUUAUUUUGAAUUGUUUAUUUAAAUAAACUCUACACCUAACGGGAGGCUCGAACUCAUGACCCCGAGGUGAAGAGUCACAUGCUCUCUAGACUGAGCCAGUCAGGCGUCCCAAGUGAUCCAGGAGUUUAGAUCUGGGGUUGGAGUCUCCAGGAAUCAGGGCAUGAAGAUCUGGCAGAAUUGGAGCUCUGGCAGUCUUAACCUGCUACCUGGGGACUGUGGUUGCCAGGACGCUGUGCGCGCACUGAACACCCUGCAGACCAAUGCUGGCUAUCUGGAGCAGGUAAAGCGCCAGCGGGGUGACCCUCAGGCACAGCUGGAAGCCAUGAAGCUGUACUUGGCACGGAGUGGGCUGCAGGUGGAAGACUUGGACCAGCUGAACAUCAUUCACGUCACUGGGACCAAGGGGAAGGGUUCCACUUGUGCCUUUACUGAACGUAUUCUCCGAAGCUAUGGCCUGAAGACAGGAUUCUUUAGCUCUCCCCACCUGGUGCAGGUGCGGGAGCGGAUCCGCAUCAACGGGCAGCCCAUAAGCCCUGAGCUCUUCACCAAGCACUUCUGGCCCCUCUACCACCGGCUGGAGGAGACCAAGGACAGCAGCAGCUAUGUCUCCAUGCCCGCCUACUUCCGCUUCCUCACGCUCAUGGCCUUCCACGUCUUCCUCCAAGAGAAGGUGGACCUGGCAGUGGUGGAGGUGGGCAUUGGUGGCGCUUACGACUGCACCAACAUCAUCAGGAAGCCUGCGGUGUGUGGCAUCUCCUCUCUUGGCAUCGACCACACCAGCAUUCUGGGGGACACAGUGGAGGAGAUCGCGUGGCAGAAAGGGGGCAUCUUCAAGCGUGGCGUCCCCGCCUUCACCGUGCUCCAGCCUGACGGUCCCCUGGCCGUGCUGAGGGACCGGGCCCAGCAGAUCUCGUGUCCUCUCUACCUGUGCCCACCACUGGAAGCCCUGGAGGAAGGGGGGCCGCCGCUGACCCUGGGCCUGGAGGGAGAGCACCAGCGGUCCAAUGCCGCCUUGGCCUUGCAGCUGGCUCGCUGCUGGCUACAGCAAAAGGACUACCGGGUCCCACGCAGCAGGCCCUCCCCCCUCCCUGGCUCCUCAGGCAUCGGGGAGCUGAAGGUGUCCAGGCCCAGUCUCUUGCGGCAGAUGCCCCUGGCGCCCGUGUUCCAGCCCACGACCCACAUGCGGCAUGGGCUUCGGGACACGGAGUGGCUGGGCCGGACGCAGGUGCUGCGGCGCGGGCCCCUCACCUGGUACCUGGAUGGAGCGCACACCGCCAGCAGCAUGCAGGCCUGCGUGCGCUGGUUCCGCCAGGCGCUGCACCGCCGCCAGAGGCCAAGCCGCGGCUCUGAGGUGCUUGUCCUGCUUUUCAACUCCACUGGAGACCGGGAUCCUGCAGCACUGCUGAAGCUGCUGCAGCCCUGUCAGUUUGACUAUGCUGUUUUCUGCCCUAACCUGACAGAGGUCUCAACUGUUGGCAAUGCAGACCAGCAGAACUUCAUGGUGACCCUGGACCAGGUGUUGCUCCGCUGCCUUGCACACCAACAGCACUGGAGCCGCCUGGACGAGGAGCAGGCCGGCCCGGAGCCUGGUGAGCCCACAUCCUCGCUGCUGGCUCCCCACCCGCCCGAGCCCCGUAGCACCAGCUCCCUCGUCUUCAGCUGCAUCUCCCACGCCUUGCUGUGGAUCAGUCAAGGUCGGGACCCUGUCUUCCACCCACCCAGUCCCCCGCAGGGCCUCUUCGCCCACCCUGUGGCAGGCAGCGGGGCCGGCGUGCUCCGUGAGGCUGCCGCCAUCCACGUGCUGGUCACCGGCAGCCUGCACCUGGUGGGCGGCGUCCUGAAGCUGCUGGAGCCGGCCCUGUCCCAGUAGCCCAGGCAGUGGGGGUGGAAGUGGGGGCCUCCCACACCUGCCCUGCGUCUCUCCACGAACUGCUACGUUAGGUGCCUUUUGUUUUUUGCUUUUCUGAUGGUCUAGACUGGCCCAGGGACCCAGGCUUUAGGCAGCAAGAUAGAGGGCUGGAGGUGGGAGGCUGAGAUGGGCCAUUCUCUGUCUCUGAGCCUAGGGUGCCUCUGGCCUCUUCUUCCUCCCGGCUGAGAGAGCCAGAGGGCUUCCUGGUUGUCCCACCGUCGUGGUUAGGCCUGACCACGCAGCCCACCUCCCCUCCCACCCUGCCUGCUUCCUGGCCCAGGCUUAGCUUCUUAGGCCAGGCCUAGGGUCCUGCUGGGUGCUGGUUGAUGGAUUUCCUCCUCCUAGUGGCCUUCUGGGAAAGAGGCGGCUCCCGCCUGGGGCCCCCUAGGGACAGAGGAUGGCUGGAGACAAUUAAAGCCUUUAACUUUUUUUAAAAAAGAAA